Malus domestica (apple) is the source of this 1107-nucleotide messenger RNA. The record is from RefSeq and is a predicted model, not a curated record. Lineage: Eukaryota; Viridiplantae; Streptophyta; Magnoliopsida; Rosales; Rosaceae.
AUUAGUCAGUGGCAGUUUUGAAAUAUCACAACAAUACAGUACCGUUUUUGUCACAAAAACAAGGAAAAAUCAAUUAACGACUUUUUGCAUCUGUCAGUGUCUCCGUCGUCUUCUGAUUAUCCUCCUAAUCGGAGAAGAAGGGCAACCAAAUCCCCGCUGUAAGUCGUCGUUUUCUAAGGCAUCGAAAUCUUCGUCCUCCGAAUUCGUGGUUUUCUGAUUCUCCUCGGCGCUCCUCACGGGCACGGUAGCCUGAGCGCGCGGCGCUCGAUUGAUUCCAUGGUCUGGUCUUCUGCGAUUCGUAAUCCGACGGUGGCGAUGGCGUCGGGGCAGAAACAAUCGGCGAAUGUGGAUCUCUUCGAUGCGUAUUUCCGACAAGCCGAUUUGGACCGCGAUGACCAGAUUAGUGGCAAUGAAGCCGUCGCUUUCUUCCAGGGCUCCGAUCUCCCCAAACAGGCUUUCAACAACAGCAACCCAUGCCUGGUCCUGGUGCUCGGCACAUGGCAACCCCAGCUGGAGGAAGGCCACCGAAGCCAGUUGCUCCUUCUCAUACUGAGGAAAAUCAGCAGGCCAAGCAGCAGAAACCUAGAGUACCAGAAUUGGAGAAACAUCUUGUAAAUCAAUUGAGUACAGAGGAGGUUAACUCACUGAACUCAAAGUUCAAAGAAGCAACCGAAGCUGAUAAAAGAGGUACUUAGAACUUUUAUGUUUCCCCAAUUUUUUCAGCUUGAGUAGAAUAGUUAUGUGUGCAUGUUACUUUCUGAUAAGUGUCAAAUCAUGACAAAUAUCCCAAAGACUUGGAAUUCUUGUGAUUGGGGGUUUUACUUUGUUCUUAAUAUCGCUCAUUUCCGUGGAGAAGAUUUUGAUCGUGUUUAAGUAGGGAGACUGUUCGGGUUUUGAAGCUCAUGAUCAGUUCUUUUAUAAUAGUAAUCUUAAUGAUUGGCACUUCAUUUGUAUUUAGUGCAUGGCAGUCAUUUUACUUUCUUUGCGAUUGUGGGGGACAACUUAACCGAAGAGAUUGCUUUUUGUUGAGGUGAUUGGGUAGGCAAUUAAAGCAUUCCUUUUUAUGCACCAUAAUGGUGAUGAAAUAAAGAUCCAAAUUUGGUUGAA